Molecule: messenger RNA, 1755 nt
Organism: Pararge aegeria (speckled wood butterfly)
Lineage: Eukaryota; Metazoa; Arthropoda; Insecta; Lepidoptera; Nymphalidae
Exons: 4
Coding region: 220-525 (101 amino acids)
Source: RefSeq, a predicted model, not a curated record
CGUACAACGCGGCGCAGCGCGCACGUCCUUGUUAAUUCGGGACUUCAACACUUCCUUAUCAUCCACUAUCUUCGACUUUCGCUGCCAGCAUAUAUACUCGAAACCGCCGAUGAGACCUAUGGAGCCAGGAGCGGGGUACCCCAAAUAGGAGAAUCCUGCAUCGACCGGUUGAACGCAACGCGUUCCUUCCGCCACGGCCAUUAUAAAGUACCAAUAAAAAUGGCGACGGUAAAACAUAUAGAAACAAAACGCAUCCAACUCACUGACAAUCGCCCAAGGGACGAUAUGAAUAACGAGAUCUCGUUUACAUCCAGCGAAAGUUCGACCUCCGAUCCGAUCACGAAGUUCAAGAACUUCUAUCGAACCUCGUAUAUACAGUCCCAGUCCGACAGCGAAGGCCCGCUAAGGAGGUCUCGACUUCCUCGGUCAUCGCGAUGGUGCCUCCCCAGGGUCAAAUGGACAAAUGGACCGGGAGUUGGUCAGAGAGGCCUCAAUUGUUCAGCGGUGGGCCUCUACCAGAACUGAAACAGACACCAGUGUUGAAGAACAGGCGAAGCGGUUACGUAAGGACCUCCCAGAGGUCUGCGACUCCACAAUGCCGAGGGCUCGAGGAUGGCGCCGUCGCAAACGGGUGUACUGGUGGAAAUCGCGGUCCUCCGCAACUCCUGUCACAGAGCCCGCAGGGAUGGUCUGGACACAGGUCUGGAGGAGCAGCUGCGGGAGGCUUGUCACCAGGCCAAGGUGGUACUUCAGCUGCCGAUAAGCGGUGCCAAGGAGCGGGUCCGGGAGGAACUGCUGGAGGGCCUGAGUAGAGACUCCUAGGGACGCCCUUUUUGCGUUGCGAGAAGGAAGCUCCGUAACCAGGGGCCUCCGGCAACGCAGACCCUACAGCCGGAGUUCUUGCGGCGCAUCGUUGAGGGACUCAUCCCGGACUCCCAGGGACACGUCCUCCCAGCGAUGCCUGAGGUCGAAAGGGAUUCCGCCCCACAAGUCGAUAGCGGUUCUGUCCCGCUGGUUACAGGGGGGGAUAUGGACGUGGCCCUGAGCCGCCUCCGGUCCACGGACGGCACCUGGAUCAGACGGCAUCCCGGUUCGGGUCAUAUAUGUGACCCGGGAUUUCCUCGAGGGAAGUCUGGACGCUGGACGCUCUGACGGCGUACCCAUAGUUUUGCUCAGCGAGGUCGGGAAGGUCUUCGAGAAAAUCCUCGCUGACCGGCUCGUUGGGCGCCUGGAAACUGUCGGUCCAGGGCUCUCGGUGGAGCAUUACGGCUUCAGGGCGGGACGCUCCACCAUUGACGCCCUGGAGUCGUUGAAGGCCCUUACGGUGUAACGUAAUAAAUGUCUAUUUAAUUACGUUACAUAAAUUUUAUAAAAUAAUAUUGUUGGAAUUUGCGCGCGGGCAAUCUUCCGAAAUGUCGCGAAACUGGUAUCCCGGCGCGAGGGGAGCGGUGCGCGGGGACCAACCGCGCUCGCGGCUUUCUAACUUCGCACGGCUCGUCAGUCGCCCAGGUCUCUGCUAGAGGCUGGACGCCGUGCGGCCGCCGCCGCAUUUUUUUUUUUACGACUCUCACCUGAUUGCUGCUUUUGCCUUAGACCUUAAGGAUACUUACCCUCGAGCUAUCUUAACCCCGUGUAUCGGGUAAGUGUUGAACGAUUCCUUAAAGUUUAGACGUUAGAAUAUCUUUUAAUUAGGUAAAUUACACGCAUGCGGGUCGGCCAUUACGCUCGUUGUCUUUGUUCUUUGUUCUCGCACAU